Messenger RNA from Trichoplax adhaerens, 1119 nucleotides. RefSeq lists its product as uncharacterized. Gene Ontology annotation, cellular component: mitochondrion. The transcript has 3 exons. Bases 1 to 1119 code for a protein of 372 amino acids. Gene Ontology annotation, molecular function: protein binding. The record is from RefSeq and is a predicted model, not a curated record. Lineage: Eukaryota; Metazoa; Placozoa; Uniplacotomia; Trichoplacea; Trichoplacidae.
AUGCAGGUACACAAAAUUAGGGCAGGUUAUAUUCGUAUUACAAACACUAGCGUUACCAAGAUAAUAACGGCUGUACUGUCGAAUUGGAAUCAUACUUGGACGUUUUCACGUUGCAAUCGUUUACAUCAUGGAUUACUGCGGCGACCUACAAUGAUCGCCUCCGCACCAAUAAUAGUUAAGAGAUUUAAAUCUAAUGAUAAAAUCAAAAAUUUAAUAACUGUUGGAGCAAUAUUAGAGGAAGCCCUACAGACCAAGCAGAAAGAUAGCUUCCAUCAGGCUAUUGACAAGUUUAACGCUAGGGAUCGCCAACGCCGUGGUCAUGUUGACUUUAUUUAUUCAGCAUUAAGUUUAAUUGAUAAAUUUGAAUUGGAACAAGAUAUUGAAACUUAUAAUAAACUUCUAGACGUUUUUCCAAAAGAUCGUUUUGUCAAUCGUAGCUGGUUAGAUGUUGUAUGGCCUAAACCGCAUCCACAAAUUGACUGUGCUUUGGAUGUGUUAACAAAGAUGGAGGAAGAAGGUAUUCUGCCCAACGAAGAUACAUAUCGUAUAUUAUACGACGUUUUCGGUAGAAAAAGUUUCCCAUUGCAGAAAGCGCAACGAAUUGAGUAUUGGUUUACCCGAUUCAAAGACAUAAAUCCGUAUAAACUGCCUUCCCCAGUGCCUACUGAUCCAAUAGAAUUAGGAAGCAUUGCUUUGCAAAGAAUUGCUGGCUCAGAUGGAGUCAUUACCAUAUACGAGCAUGACAAAAAAAAUGGUGAAGAUAAAUUUCUCCUCGCAAUUCAAAGUCCUAAUCAAAAGCAAUUUUUAACCAAUUAUGACACUUCCAAGCCAUUACUUGUUGAGGGCCCUUUUAGGGUAUGGCUAAGCAAAUACCCCCAGUAUUAUUACGUACUUAGAGCCCAUGCUAGCGUUCAAAUUGGUGAAGAAAAAAAUGAAGAGGGUCUAGUUGUAGGUACUUGUAUGCUUCGUGGAAACAAUAUGUCUAUGUUGAAUCUAUGGAUAGAUAGGCUAAGAAAAGAAAUAUCACAAUUGUCGAAUGUGGAAAUAAUCUUUGAUAUUAAUCAUAGCCAAUCAGUACCUAUUACUGCUGAAGAUAAUGCAAUUGAGAUCGAACGCUAA